Molecule: messenger RNA, 953 nt
Organism: Mercurialis annua (annual mercury)
Lineage: Eukaryota; Viridiplantae; Streptophyta; Magnoliopsida; Malpighiales; Euphorbiaceae
Product: metalloendoproteinase 3-MMP-like
Exons: 1
Coding region: 1-915 (304 amino acids)
Biological process (GO): extracellular matrix organization; proteolysis; collagen catabolic process
Cellular component (GO): extracellular matrix
Molecular function (GO): metalloendopeptidase activity; zinc ion binding
Source: RefSeq, a predicted model, not a curated record
AUGGCAUCUAAACCUAUUUCCAUUAUUCUAUUCACCUUGCUAAUUCUUCUCUUUAAUCUUCUUUUUCAUGAAGCUUUAGCACACUCCAAACAUGAAAAAUUACCAGCAUUUGAUUUCCUUAAUAAUAUUAAAGGAUCUCAUAAAGGUGACGAGAGUCAAGCUAUCCAUUACCUCAAAAUGUAUCUUGAACAUUUUGGUUACUUAAAUUACAAAAAUAAAUCCAAUGUGGAAGAUGAUCAUUUUGAUGAUGAUCUAGAGUCUGCCCUCAAAACAUAUCAACUCAAUUACCAUUUAAACGUCACCGGAAUAUUAGAUUCCGAUACAGUUUCAAAGAUGGUUGCGCCUAGAUGCGGGGUUCCCGACAUCAUCAACGGCAACACUAGAAUGAAAUCCACCAAGGACCGGACCACUUUACAUAUAAUAUCUAAAUAUUCAUUCUUUCCAGGAAAUCUCAAAUGGCGAUCUUCUAAGUAUAAUCUAACCUACGGAUUUUACCCUAAGACUCCGACUCAAGCCGUGCAACCUGUCGCGAAAGCGUUCAAAACAUGGGCGGAUAACACCCAUUUCAGGUUUGCUAGGGUUCAGAACUAUCGAUACGCGGAUUUGAAAAUAGGGUUUUUUAAGCGGCACCAUGGGGAUGGGGCGCCUUUCGAUGGCCCUGGCGGAGUUCUUGCUCACGCUUUUGCACCGGAAGACGGAAGGUUUCACUAUGAUGGUGAUGAGUCAUGGUCAGUAGAUGUAGAAGAAGAUGCGUUUCAUAUAGAGACGGUUGCGUUGCAUGAAAUAGGGCAUCUUCUUGGACUUGGACAUAGCUCAAUUGAGGAUGCUAUUAUGUACCCUUCUUUGCCUCCUGGAACUAUCAAGGGUUUGGAUACAGAUGAUAUUCAAGGAAUUCAAGAUCUCUAUGAUGUUUGAUUGGCCAUUAAGGGUUAAAUAUUUUAGGGCUACUAAAC